This is a messenger RNA of Pocillopora meandrina, 18423 nucleotides long. Lineage: Eukaryota; Metazoa; Cnidaria; Anthozoa; Scleractinia; Pocilloporidae. The record is from the annotation of a GenBank genome assembly.
AUGUGGCUGUUUCCUCGUAGAAUAAGGUUUCGUUCUUUUGCUUCCGCGCUUUGUGAGAAUUUUUCUCCUGUUAUUGUUAGUCGAUCGGUGAUGGACAAGGCUGGACUUUUCCAAAGUAUUGGUUUAAGCGAGCAGAAAGCUCAGGAAACACUGAAGAAUGAUGCACUUUCGAAGCGACUGGAAUCCAUCAUAACUUUGGUGAGUAAAAGCUUGUGGUUUUCAUUCGAUAGAUUUUAAUAGCCUGUGAUUUUUGUGGAGUAUUAACUGAUCAUGGAUGCACUUGCUCGAAAUAAUGUUGCAUAUUUUUAGUGAUUUCGUUACAUUGGCUAAGAAUGUUUGUUAAAGGUGCUACUGCAAUCUCUCCAUCUUAUAUCAGCUCGAUCAGUUCUUCGUAGGCUGAUGCAAUAACUGGUACUUACAUGUAGUAGUAACAUUAGUGGGUUACAUAAAGUCUUAAGUUUUCCUCUUUCUUACGAUUCUUGCAAUUAUUGAAAAUCUUGCUUAUUUGCGAUGAAAUUAAAAUGCACUACUGGAAUGAAGAUUUGUUAUGUAAACGAGCAUAUAUUGGUUUUGAACAGUACAUUGGUAAUAUAUUGAGUACAAAUUGAGUAAAUGAGGGGACUGGACGAGAAUGUACAAGGUUUGUAUGUCAUGACUCAAAGCUUAAUAUUCUCUGUCCAACUGGACCUAACUCAGUCACUGAGUGCUGAUUAUUUAAACAAAGUUAAGCUGUUAUUUAACAAAACCACAUUGUAAACAAUCCUCAGUUUAACUGAACCCUUUAUCUGAACAUUUGUUUUUGGGGACAGGGUCAAGAUAGCUGAAAGCUUACAAUGAAAGGACAUUUUUAAGUCAAUCAACCUCUUAUGGAGUGUGCCUGAGGCUCAUUGAUUGUGUCAAGCCUUGGUUUAUUGUAGACCUUGUGUAAAUAUCUGGCUUUCUGGCAGGGCUGGGUUGUUCAAAGCCGAGUUAAGAUAACCCAGGGUUAAUUAGAAACCUGAUUUCAGAUCUGAAUGUUAAAAAAUAGAUUUUUAAUUUUGGUAUAAUUUUUUUUUGCCUUGUUUAUCUUGGAUGCUAUCAAAAAUUGUGAAAAUUAUUCCAAGAAGGCUAUUGAAUCAAAGGAAUAAAGAAACCCUGAUUAAAAUUUAACUUUGGAUUAGUGCUAAUUGGCCUUUGAACAACUUGCCUCUGAGUGCUAAUGGAGAUGAAGUAAUCAAGACACAAAAUGAAGCAACCAAAAUAAGGACAAGCAAUAACCAAUUUUGAGUUGUACUUUUUUAAGCCUAUGGUCACUCUGUAAUCUUUUGGCCUUGUAGUUGAUCUCCUUUUUCCUUUUUGCCCUUUUCUUUGUAUCUAAUGAAUUGUGAAGACAUGCUUGUACCUUUGUGAAACAGUCAGUAUGACACUAGGCUGGGGCAAAUAGAUUUUAGUGUCCAUAGUACAACUGUCCUACACUGUAGAAUUGAUGAUGGCUAUUUCUUGUGUUCACUGCUUCUCUAUGCUUAGAUUGAGCAUCACAAUUUUUCUGUUUUUAACAGGUGAAAGAAAAAUCCACAGAUGCGAUUGAAAAACCCACUGGUGUUUUGAUGUACUCCUUGGCAAGCAGCAAUAUCAAAGAUGAAUCACAGAUCAAGUUUGUUAGUAACUACAUUGCAAACAAGAAGUUGGCAUCUGCGAUACAACUGACAGGUAUGAUGUUGCUAUCUAGCGAAAGAGAGGGAGGAGAAGCUGGGAUUGAUCAGGUUUUUUAUUAUAUCUCUGAAUUACUAUGUGCAUCAUGAUUGGUCAGUUCAUAUUUAGCCUUUUUUUACUAUAUGGUGUGCUAAAUCAAAAAGUGUGUUUUGGUCAAAAUCUACCCCCUCUAAUUUAACCCAGAGAUGGAAAAAAAAAAAUUUUUAAGUUACUAACCUUGUUUUCUUGGUUCAUACUGUAAAUUAAGUGUAAGUAGUGUAAAUAUUUUUAAGAAAAACAACUGAAAACUGUGUGAUCAUUUUUAAUCUACUAUAUGGAUUUUUAAUCACUUUUUUAAUUUAUUGUUAAAUAUAAUUGUGAACAUUUUUUUAGACUAUCUCUGGGGUUUCUCAAUAUUUAUAAAUUUUUUAAAGUGCAUUAGAUCAUAUACCUUUUUAAUUUAUGCUAUAUAACUAUUAGUUAAAUGUAAUUUUGUUUUCAUUUUGUAAUCUAACCAUCAUAUUCCUGCAGUUUCUUUUGAUAUUUUUAGUCUAUUUUUUCUGGGAAGCCUGUUUAGCAUUAAUCAAUCAAAUUAAUCAUUCAAUAAUUUUAUUUCCAAAAUUUUGGCUCAUUUAUAACUAUUAAAUUUAUUAGGUAAUCAUGCCCUCUAUUAUUAUUAUUAUUAUUAUUAUCAUAUUAUUAUUAUUAUUAUUAUUACAGAACAUUUUUUUUAUGCUGGGAUUUUUCCCCUAAUGGAUUUUUUUUUUUUUGACCUGUGCAAAAAAAAUUGUUCAUAAGUUACAGUAUGGACCUUGAACUUGGUGAUUAAGAAGUACUUAUUGUUUAGUUGGUGAUUAAUUAUUUCGAAGGUGUUUCAGGGGAUUGAUAAAUUUGGUGGUACUGUCUGAUUGUUUGAGUAAAUUGAGAAGGACUGCAGUUGGUGGAAGUGACUGACAUUUUAAAAAUCAUUGUGGAGGUCAUCAUCAGAAUGGAGACAAGAUGAAGACUUCCUCUGGGGUUGUCAAAAUAUCACGAACUGAUAUGAACAUUAGUACUUCUCCAGACUGCCUUUGUCUGAUUGGACGACAUAAAUAAAUUCUACCCCUGGGUUCAAUCAGUUAAUUAAUAUUCAUAUUAUGUGUUACUUUUAUUUUAUCUUAGCUGCAGUGGAUUUUAUGAAGGCCAAUCCAGUUUUGCCUGUUGAUGUGGCUGCCUUUGAAAAAAAUUGUGGUAUUGGAGUAAACAUCACACCUGAUCAGAUUGAAGACUGUGUAAGUAAGAAAUUGAAAGAUUUGAUUUACUCUUUUAAAGUAGCUCACAUCAGUUUCACUUAACUUACUUGAAUUGCAAGGUACUGUAUAUCAGUUGAAAGGGAGAAUCACUUACAUGUACAACAACUUAACCCUUUAAGCCCUAAGAGUGACUAGCAUCUAAUUUCUCCUUAUAAUAUCACCCCUGAAUCACACAAUAAUGUCAUGAAAAUAAGGGAAAUGAUCAUUAACAGAAGAAACUCUUGAUUACUAAACAAAUUCUCCUUGUCAGCACCUUGAGAAAUGUAUGAUGAGCAGUAUGGAGAAUAUGUCUACUGAUGUUAGGGUGUAGAGGGUUAAUAAUACCAUUACUAAUACUAAGGAUUAAGAUAACACUCAUUUCAGGGACUUUUGGUUUGAUUUUAUUUGUCUUUUUUUUUUCCACAAGGUUGAAGAACUUAUCAAGAAACACAAGGAAGAAUUGUUGAAGAAACGCUACAAAUUCAAUGUUGGAAUAAUAAUGGGUGAGUUUAGAAUGUGACUUUAUUCUUUCACAGUGUCUAGUGAGCCCCUUUCUCCGAUGAACCUUCUCAAAUAAGUCCCCUCUCUCAUAAGGCCUCCCUCCUGUAAAUAAUCCCUCCCUAAUAAGCCCCUCUCAAACAAGCCCCUCUGUAAUAAGGCCCUUCUAAUGUUCCACUUGUCUGGAAGCCCUGAAAAUUAUAAAUCCUCUUGUGAACUAAUUUAAUGGAUAUUGUUUGUUUUAGUAAAGAUAUAUGACCUGUUUUUACUUUGUUUGAAAUUUUAGGAAAGGCGAGAGAGAAGUUAAAGUGGGCAGAUGGAAAAGCUGUGAAAGCAGAAAUUGAUAUGCAGGUUUGUGGUACAAUAGCUUGCUAUAAAUCAGUCCUACUGUCUACCUGUCAUUCUGUAUGUCCAUCAGUUGUCACUCCAUCUGUCAGUUUUGCCAGGAACAUCAAACUCACACCAGGUCAAAGGAAGUCUUCACUGCUGACAGGAAUAAGUUGCCCUUAGACUGAAGAAAAUGUCCUAUAUUAGAUAGAGGAUCCAUGAUUACUGUCACAAGUAGAGACUACUAUAUUAUGAACAUUUUUUGAAAGAAAGUUAGAGAGAACCAUGCUCCAAAAUGUUAAAGAAACAGGAAAAUAUUGAUGUUUGAAUGUUAUGGACUUAUCUUUUGGAAGGUUUGAUUUCACACAGGUGUAACUAUUCUAUAUUUAACGAUGACUCUUUUGUUGGAUGGUAUUUAUUGUUGGUAUUUUAACUCUUUUACAGAUCUUAGAUUUGCUUGGACCUAAAACUGAAGCAGACAUGCAGACUUUCAAAACAAAGGUGACAUAACUAGAGACUUGUAUUUAUAGCACCAUAUUUUAAAGUUUCCACCUUGAUAUAACCAAGUGCAUAGAACCAGACAAUAAGUGGCAUAAGUGAUUGAUGGAGAUGGUUUAUAAGUCACUCUCUAGGGGCCAUGGUUAACCCUUUGACUCCCAUGAGUGACCAAGACAGAAUUUCUCCUUACAAAAUCAAUACAAUAUCAAGCAAACAAGUGAUGAGAAUGAAGAAAAAUAUCAGUUAGGGGAUUUUAAGUUGAUCCAAUACCAAAUUCUCCAAACACACAUCACAAGAACUGUAUGGGAGAUAGUAAGGAGGAUUACUAAUGAGAUCUUGGGAGUUAAAGGGUUAAGGAUAAUUUACAUAUAGUAACCAUUUUUCAAACAAUAUUGUAUGAUUUGAAGUUUGGUCCUUUUACCCUCUCAGAGUGAUUAGCAUAUAAUUUCUCCUCAUAGUAUCAUCCUUUUACCCUCUCAGAGUGAUUAGCAUGUAAUUUCUCCUCAUAGUAUCAUCCUUUUACCCUCUCAGAGUGAUAAGCAUGUAAUUUCUCCUCAUAGUAUCAUCCUUUUACCCUCUCAGAGUGAUUAGCAUAUAAUUUCUCCUCAUAGUAUCAUCCUUUUACCCUCUCAGAGUGAUUAGCAUAUAAUUUCUCCUCAUAGUAUCAUCCUUUUACCCUCUCAGAGUGAUCAGCAUGUAAUUUCUCCUCAUAGUAUCAUCCUUUUACCCUCUCAGAGUGAUUAGCAUGUAAUUUCUCCUCAUAGUAUCAUCCUUUUACCCUCUCAGAGUGAUCAGCAUAUAAUUUCUCCUCAUAGUAUCAUCCCAGAAUCAAACACUAAGGUUAUGAGAAAAGAGGAAAUGAUCAUCAACUAAAGAUCUGUGCUGAGUUGUUCAAAGCUGGGUUAAGGUAACCCAGGGUUAGUGUGAAAUUUGCUUUCAGAUCUGAAAGCUGUAAAAGAAAAUUCAGUACUAUUCCUUUUGUCUACAAUUUGAUGAUUGGAUGCCCAAAUAAGAAUAAAGGGAAUUAUCUGAAAAAGGCUUUAAAAAAGUGAAUGAAGAAACUCAGAUUAAAAUUUUACCCUGGGUUAGCACUAAUCAGACUUUGAGCAACUGGGCCCCAAAGCUUCUGACUGUUAAACAAAUUAUUGCUCAGGAAAUGUGUUGGGAACAGAAUGGAGAAUAUGCUUACUGAUGUUAGGGUGUAAAGAGUUAAUGUUAUGGACUGUACAUGUAUUGAUCAUAGGAGGCCAAGCCCAGCAAAGAGGGAAAGCCAGCAAAAGAGUCUCGUCCUGCAGCUGUAGAGGUUUCAUUGAAUGGUGAUACUGGAGAUGAUGAAACAAGUUCUUUGUUUGGAGAGGCAAGCAAGUUCCACAAACCAGGUGAAUAUAGCUCAGGAUACAGGCCAUAUCAUAUAGUUUGCAAUUAGUUUUAAUGCAAAUUCUGUUUCCAGCCAUGAUACUCUGGCGUGUAUCUAGUAAUUCAUCGUCAUAUUUGCCUCUCUUGUCUUAUUAUAUCUCACCAAACUAAAAUUUUUUAGUAUUUAUAGUUUUGUGGUUAGCCAAAAUUAUUUUACCAUUUGAACUUUUAAAAUGACUGGCAUUUCUUCUUACAGACAAUAUUACCUCCAAGUCACACACUAAGGUCAAGACAAUGAAGGAAAUGAUCAGCUCUUGAUUGUUAAACAAAUUCUCCCCAUCAGCACCUUAGGAAAAGAAUAAGAACAGCUUAUAGAAUAUGCACACUGAUGUUCAAGUAAAGGGUUGAUUCAUUUGAAAUCAUGUACUGUCAGUAGCUCCAUUAGGAACAGUUAUUAUCAGGCCAUGAUGUAAUAAUGUUAAUUAUAAUGGACAUGUAAGAUGUCUUCAGUCUCCCCUUGGUAACACACUUAGUUAUGUCUAUGUACUAAUCAACAUUUUCUAUACCUUUUUUAAACUUAGGUGAGAACUACCUUACACCUGCCUAUGUUGUAACCCCUAAGACGAUGACACUACUAAAGGAACAUUUAGAAAGAACUGGAGGAAGAGUAAGUGUCAGAUAAUUUAACUGUUCAAGUAAUGAAAUGAUUCUUACAGGAUUUCACAGUUUCAGUGUUGAAUGAUGCAUUAUGCUUUGGAGACAUGUUAACAAUAUGGACUGUUAACUGAGUACUUGGGUUACAAAACUGGUAGAGAUCAUUUUAUUUUGUCCUGGGCUAGAUUAUUACAAUAGCUCGUUCUCUUGCACUGACUCUUUACUCUGGGGAUUACAAAUGUGCAAUGCUGGACUGCACAGAAAUCAAAAGUACAUUUUAAUAAGGAAUUGUUGUUGAUUGUCCAACAUUAUACAUAGAGAGAAAAGCCCCACAUUGUAAUCUUCAGGUGUUAGAAAAUAUGUACUCUACAAUACAUGUAAGCAUGGUUCCCAGCUCACAGUUUAUUAAUUUUUAUUGUAAUUUGUAGACUUCCAUAUUUAUUUUCAGUAAUUAAUUAUUAUUUUCUGUCAUUUUUUUCUGUGUUUCCUGAGUUUACAUGCAGUACCUACACAAUAAUUACAUAGCAUCUUCUGACAAGCUAAAUAUUACAUGAAGUUUAUUAAGGAUUCUACUUUUCUAGGUGCAAACAAGAUUUCCUCCUGAACCCAAUGGCAUUCUUCACAUUGGUCAUGCCAAAGCUAUCAACUUCAACUUUGGUUAUGCAAGAGUAAGGUUUAUGAUACUGUAUCACUUCAGAAUGCUCUGAUAGCUUUUUCUCAUUGUUUAGUCUAAUUGUCCAGAUAAGGGUAGUCUGGAGAAGGAAUGUUUUGGUAGUGCUUACUGAUGUUUCAACAACCUUAGUGGAAGUCUUCAUUGGAGUCUAAAGAAGAGUUUUUUUUAGUUGAAUAGUAUAAGUUGUGUGGUUUGUGGGGUGAACUGAUUGCUCAGUUUUUGCAGUGAUGAUAUUGGUUGGUAGAUUCAAGUAGUAUAAGUCUGUGGUGAUUGGUCAGUUUUGAUCUAUUGUGAUGUGAGGUUGUGUUUUUUGGUUUGUUGGUUAUGUAAAGUCAGGAAUAAUAUGGUGCCAAAAAUUGUUCAUUAUUUAAUGUGGGAAGUGCUGCAAGAUUAGCUCAAGACAUGGUGAUUUGGAGGGACAUUGUUAAGGUGUUACCUGUGUCACUGGGAACAGUGAAAUUGAGUGUAUGCUGCCAGUUAUUGUUGAAAUCUGUUGUAUUUAACAGACUCCUAGCACUAAAUCUCAUCUUGUUUAUGUUAUCAUCAUAAUGAUUUCUGUUUUAGCAUUUUUUGAAUGUAUAACUGCCAUAAUUGUGAUUGCCAUCACAAUCCCAACCUCAUCAUCAUCAUUACCUUUAUGAAUCUCAUCAGUGUUACUGAUAUGUAUUUAUUAUUAAUAAAUUAAUUUUUUUGUUAAUUCUCCUCAGGCCCACAACGGUGUUUGCUACUUGAGAUAUGAUGACACAAACCCAGAGAAGGAAGAGGAGAAGUUUUUUACAGGAAUUUUGGAUAUGGUCAAGUGGCUUGGUAAGUAAAAUAGUUUUGUUAAAGAAGAUUUCUAGGAAAAGCUGAAUAUUUUUCUGUCUGUAUAUCUCUCUUAGUUUUUCCUUUAAAUUUGUCAAGUUCAAGAAGUUUCAAUUGUCUUUAAAAAAUUUAUGCCUAUUGUCAAAAAUUGAUCCCCAAGUAGUACUUCAUAACAUCUAAUUUCCAAUGUCACCCCUGAAUCAUGCUUUAAGGUGACAAGAAUAAAGAAGUUCUUGAUUGUUAAAUAAAUUCUCCCUGUCAGCACUUUAUGAAAUGUAUAGAGAGUAGUAUAGAGAACAUGCAUACUGAUGGCAGUAUGAUGAUCACAAAUUUUGCAAGUGGAUUCAUUGGCAAUCCCUGUUUGAUCAUCUCUAUCAUUAGCAACAUUUGAUUCUUUGUGGGUCAUUGAUGCCUUUUACUAACCAAGUUCAAGGUCUGUGCUGUAAAUUACAGAUCAAGUUUUUUCUGUUUGGUUAUGGGGCGUUCCAUAACUUACUGUACUGACCAAGAAACGAGAUUAGUAAGAUAUUUAUUUUAUUUCUGGGUUCAAAUGGAGAAUAAAGAUUUCUAUUCAAACAACCUUUUGAAUUUAGCAGGUGCACAAUGAGAUACAGCCUGCUUAAUUGACCAAUCAUAGUGCACAUGCUAGCAAAUUAUUAUCUCCUUAUUGUUUUCCUUCCUUACUAAACCAAAAUUGAAUAGAGUGUAGCUUUUCCACCAGACUUUGAUAUCCCACUUUCAAUUUUUUUUUUCAGGUUUUGAACCAUGGAAGAUAACCCAUGCUUCAGACAAUUUUGGAAAAUUGUAUGAUUUUGCUGUAGAGCUCAUCAAAAGGUAAACAUUAUCACAUUGAUGUGUAUCUAUAGCAACAAAUCUGCUUGUCAGAGUUACGACAAUUUUACCUUUUUUUUUCAUCAACUUUGUGAUGAUUUAGGGGACAAGCAUAUGUCUGUCACCAACAGUAUGAAGAAAUCAAAGGCCACAAUCCCCCACCCAGCCCCUGGCGGGACAGACCAAUAGAGGAAUCACUGAGGCUGUUUGAGGUUUGCUUCAAUGUUGUUUUUUUUAAGUAGCUCAUGUAGGGGUGGCAAUGGUGAAAUCCUAGACUCCUGAGGUGCAAAGACUUGUUCAGAAACCUAAGACCCACACCAAACAGUAGUCAUACAAGUCCCUGUUAUAUACAGUUGCUUAACCCAGAUUGUUGCAAGGUACUGGUAAUGAGGAGAAAGUUAUGAUACCCUCUUCUGUGUUGGUUUUUACCAUGUAUUUGACAAGCACCAGGUUAACCAUUCAACUCCCAGAAGUGAUCAACAUGAAACUUCUCCCAAUAAUUAUAUCCUUACAUUAUCCUACAAGCAGCUGAUGAGAAUAUUCAAACUUAUCAGGUAGAAGUUGUUGUCUUGAUCUAACACCAAAUUCUUAUAACUAAUUUAGAAGGAAAUGUCUAGCAGCUUGAGGGGAGAAUUACCAAUCAGAUCUUGGGAGUUUAAGGGUUUGACCAACAAGCAACCCUUCAGUUAAUUCUCUUGAUGACAUAAAUUCAGGUUGAUUCAUUCUUCUACUCCAAAUAAUCACCAAUAAUCAAUUUUUCCUUACAAUAUUGAUAUGUUGUCCAGCAGGGCCCAGUUAUUUAAAGGGUGGAUAUGUAUAUAACAGAAAAAUCCCUAUUCAAAAUUUAUUGAAGUGUUAACAAAACCUACUGCACUAUCCGCCACAUGGAGAUUUAUCCAGUGGAUAGUGUUAUCCACCCUUCAAACCUUCAGGUCCAGUUGUAGUUGUAGAGAAGAUGGAAAAAUGACAAUCAGAGGGUAUCCUUUGAUUCAACACCAAAUUCUCUGAGUGAAAUUACAAGGAAUAUAUAACAGACUGUGAGGAGAAUUGAUAUAUACAUCCUGGGAGUAUAGGUGAAAUACGUCAGCCUGUCCACAGUUAGAUGUGCUUCUUAGCAAAUUGAAAUAAUUUUCUGUUCAAGUCAUUCAUGGUUUGCACUCUUUCAGGAUAUGAGAAAAGGGAAAAUAGAGGAAGGAGUGGUAAGGGUUUUUAUUUUACAACUUUCUUUCUUCCACUUGAGCUUUUUCCCUUUUUUUGUCCAAGAAGCUAUCUACCACUUGACCUGGAAAUAACUUCCUCCAAGUAUGGUCUUGUCAUGUAUAAACUGUCACUUUGUCUUCCUGCAAAUAAUAUUCUGCUCAUGUUCAUUUGUUUUCUUGCUCUUUUGUGAAAAAUGGAGAUAGCUUCCGUGAGCUUUUAAGAGAGAGAAUUAUGUAGUUAUGAGAAACAAACUUGCUGAUUAAAUGAUAAAAAUAAUUUUCAAACCCAGAUUAGGCAAAAUAAUUAUCUUGAUCUGUCAGUGUCUGACAGAUCAAUUAACUUGUCCCAGUCAUGAACUUGGACAAAUAAUUUGACUGCUGAUCACUGGAAAAUCAUGCUAUCUGUUCAACUUCAUCCAAUGAUUCUUGUUGAUUAUUACCUUUCAUGUUGCAUUCCCAAGGCAACACUGAGAAUGAGGACCACGCUUGAGGAUGGAAAAAUGGACCCUGUGGCCUAUCGUAUAAAGUUUACCCCACAUCAUAGAUCUGGAACUGAAUGGUACUUGCAUUGAUAAAUUUUUGUUGUCAUAAUAUAUUUAUCUUGUUAUAGAAAAAUCAAUGUCAUUGUUGGAUCACAGAGUUUAUUUCCUCAUCAUUGUAGUCUGUGACAGCUGACUGAAUUAAUGAUAGAUUCUCACCAUGCUUUUUAAUGGUAAUUUUAUAAAACUGAUAUUUAUUUGAAUUAAUAUUGAUGGAUUAUUUUAUAUUUAUCAGGUGUAUAUAUCCAACGUAUGACUUCACUCAUUGUCUGUGUGAUUCUGUGGAGGAUAUCUCACAUUCACUCUGCACAAAAGAAUUUCAGUCAAGGUAGGUACAGUGUAGAUAGGCAUUGAAUUUAGUAAUAGAACCCACUUUGGACUGGUUAAUUUAUGUAAUAACCCACUCGGGUUACUGAGAGAACACAAAAAUAUAUUGUAAAUCCCAUGCCUAUAGAGGUGAGUGAUUUACAAACUUUCUUGUCUUUUUUCCAUAUCCAACAUUGGUUAUUGUGCUGUUAAACCAGCAGAAGCAGGGUCUAUUGAUUUUAUUAAAUAAACUUAAAAUGUUUCAGUUUUCUAUGGUGCUAUAUAUACACAAUAGGUUUUUUUGAACAAUUAGGGCAUGUGAAGUUUCUCAAUUUUUUUAAAAUUAGUACUAGACUAAUUCUUUCUUGCUCGUGUCCAAAAAUAACAAAUGUUGGUUUCACCUUACAUGUAAAGUGUUGCAAAAGUUGAAGCUGAUCUUUUCUCUGCAGAUGCCAUUGAGUUUGCACCCACAUUAGCUGUGUCACAUCAGGCACAGCUUCUAAAUGUUUCUUUCUUUCUGUUUGACAGGCGUUCAUCAUAUUACUGGUUAUGCAAUGCUCUUGAUAUCUACUGCCCAGUUCAGUGGGAGUAUGGUCGAUUAAACUUGAGUUACACUGUUGUCUCCAAGAGAAAAAUUGGAAAAUUGAUCUCCUCUGGUAUUGUGAGGUGGGUGAGAGAAACAGAGGAGUUGUGUGCUGGUGUGUUAUGGUUUAAACCCUUUAACUCCCAUGAGUGACCAAGACAGAAUUUCUCCUUACAAUAUCAAUACAAUGUUAAGCAGGCAAUUGAUGAGAAUAUAGAAAAAUAUCAGCUAGGGGAUGGUAAGUUAAUCCAAUACUAAAUUCUCCAAAUUAACAUCACAAGAACUGUAUAGUAGACAGUAAGGAGAAUUACCAAUGAGAUCUUGGGAGUUAAAUGGUUUAAACAUAAUUUAUUAUACUGAGAGGGCUAUAUUCUAUCCACAUCCUGGGAGUUUUGAGAAUUGUCCUCCAGAUCUUUGGGUUGAUCCUUUUGGUUCCAAGAUCUGAAUAUAAAUUCUUAUCUCUGAUUGUCAGACAUUCUUUCCGUCAUUCCUUACCAAAAAAAGUAAUAAUUAUAAUGAUUUUUUUUUUUGCAGAGAUUCCUUUGUUCUCUCUCAGGUGUUAUCCACCAUCUCUUUCAUUCCCAAAAUCAAAAUAUCCACUCUCUUUACUGUUCACCAUACAUUCUCUCGUAAUUGUAGAUGAGAGAAUUUUGUUGUUAAUCAAACAACAGUUUGUAGUUGAUAUUCUUCUGUUACAAAAAUUCCUUUUACAUGUAGGUCUCUCCUGGUAGUGACAGGGUUAAUUUUUGUCUUUUUCAGGGAUUGGGAUGAUCCAAGAUUGUUCACUCUCACAGCCCUGAGAAGGAGAGGAUUUCCUCCAGAGGCUAUAAAUAAAUUCUGCAGCAAGGUAACUUAUUCCCUAAUGUAUAAAACAUAGUUUGUCAUAGUUUCUGUGACACAAAUUGUCAAGAAGUAUUCAAGAAAUUUAAUACUUCUGGUGCACUCCAAACUGUGACCGUUUUGGUUUGUAAUGGUAGUUGCCAAUGUAGGAACCUGUGCUUAACCAUUAUGUAAUAAUUUGUAUUGUUUUAUAACAUAGUUUUAAUGGUUAGAAGUGAAAGUGAGAUUAACAUUCAUAAAAUAUUACUCAUGCACCAUCUAAGUAAUAAAUAAUAAAUAAAUAAUUAAUUAUUAAUUCAUUAUUAAUUAAGUAAUAUCUAAGUAAUAAGUCAUGAAAGGUAGCAUGACUCUCCUGUUUUUGUAAAACUGAAUUUCAGCCUCACUACCUUCUCUAAAUAUUUGCAGUGCUGUCAUUGGUGUAAUAGAUCAUGUAAUAAUAUUACACAAGUUGACAACGUUGAAAGAAGUUGAGUUUGGAGCCCAGUGUUAGGGACAGAGUUAUGAUCCCAAGAAAGAUCAGGACUGACCCCUUCACUUAGAACUGGAAUCAAUUUUCUGCACCUUCUGACAUUCAUUUCUAUACUUUAAAGCUUUGGGAAUUUGCAUGGUGUCAACUUGGAAAAAAAUUGCCCAGUAUUUAAUAUUUUUCUUUCUACACAUUGCUGCCCUGUUUUACAAUGUGAAGAAAGAGUAGGGAGGAAUUAUUUUAUGGUCACUCUUUGGAGUGAAAGUGCUUAACAUUGUUGAAUUGUUUUGUUGCAGGUGGGUGUGACAAUGGCACAGACAGUCACAGAUCCAUUGCUCCUUGAGUCAUGCGUUCGGGAUGAACUGAAUGUUACUGCUCCUAGGUAGUCAUAGCAACUAUUGCAGUGCUCCUUUAAUUUAGUCAGUGCUCAUGUAUGUUAAAUUUAUGACAACCAUGGAAAUUCACAGGUAGUGGUGACACGUUUUGCUGUGAAUGGAGAUUAUUGAGUUAAAAUCUUCACACCCAACCAUCAUAAUAAAAUUAUGCUCUGUACUGUUCUCUAAUUCUGAAAGGUUCCAACAAUGAGAAUUUGUUCAAUGAUCAAGAGCUUCUCCAGUUGGCUAUCAUUUCCUUUAUUCUUGUCAGAGUAAUGCGUGAUCAGUUUAGGGGUGAAAUUGUCAAAAGAAAUUUGACGCUCGUCCCUCUCAGGAGUCAAAGGUUGCUCAUUGAUGACACCAGACCAAGUUCCAUGACAUAUCCAUAAACUUUCUUUUGUUGUGUGAACCAACCAAUCUGGCCUAUGUUAUUGCUUCUAUUAUCAGAGCAUUCAUUUGCAGAAGUUUAUGGCCAUUGACUUUUGAUUUCUAAGAACAUAUUAAUGUUAAUUAUUAUAUAAAAAUUGUUUUUGUGAAAGUGAUGGAAAUACCAAUAAAAGCUUUUUCAAACUUUCAGGGUCAUGGCUGUUCUUGAACCUCUCAAGGUGACAAUUCAGAACUUUGACAAGGUAACGUAGGAUUUGAAUUAUCUAAUGAAUUUAUCUAGUGAAACCAUGAUGGCCGAAAAUUUUUCAUGGAUAUUCACUGUGACACCAUGAUUAUAACAUUCUAGAAAAUGAAAAGAUACUGUAUUUACAGUUUCACAGUUUUACAAUAAUUUUUUUUUUAUUGCAAGCAUUUGGCCUAGCUUCAACUUUUUCAUGGCACAAGAACUAUUUUGACUAUGUGUGGAAAACAAUGAGCAAAAUAAAAGCAAUGUCUUAUUUUGGUUGUUUAAUUUUUUCUUUUAGCAAGUCAAGCUCAGUGUUCCCAAUUUCCCCCAAGACACAAAUAAAGGAAGUCAUGAAACAUCAUUUGGAAAAACAAUUUUUAUUGAACAGACAGACUUUAAAGAGGUAGGUUACUAGAUAUUUCCAAAUUGACAAUCAUAGGGUUGUGUCAACAAUUUACACCGAAAUGUCAGUAUGCAUAUUCUCCAUACUGUUCUUUAUACAUUUUCUGGAGCAGUCACAAGGAUAAUUUGUUUUACAAUCAAGGGCUUAAGUGUGUGAUCCUUUCCUUUAUUCUCAUUACCCGAAUGUGUGAUUCAGGGGCGAUAUUGUAAGGAGAAAUAAGAUGUUCACUCUUAGGGUUGAAGGGUCAAGUGAUAAUGUCGAGUGGCAAUCUCAUUUUAAAUUGGCUCAACAACAUGCAUUUAGUGGUCCACAAGAUGAUGUCUACUUUCAUAAGUGUUUGCUUUCAUCUUUUAACCCUUUAAUUCCCAUGAGUGACCAAGAUAGAAUUUCUCCUUACAAUAUCAAUACAAUAUCAAGUAGACAAGUGAUGAGAAUAAAGAUAAUAUCAAUUAGGGGAUUAUAAGUUGAUCCAAUACUACAAAUUCUUCAAACUAACAUCAUAAGAACUGUAUAGCAGACUGUAAGGAGAAUUACUGAUAAGAUCUUGGGAUUUAAAGGGUUUAGAUGUGUUAUUUGUUUUAGCUUGUUGAUUUGUGACAUGUUCCCUUACUUUCCUGUCUUUUUAACUGGUUCCAUAAGAUGUUUUGUUGGUCCCUGCAACAAUGGCUGCUUGCAGGGUUGCUAUGGAUACCUUUAUUCUCCUCCUUGACUAUUCAACUGUAAAAACUUCUGCUUUAGGUGUCUGAGAAGGGUUUUCGCCGUCUCACUCCUGAUCAGUCUGUCGGCCUCAAGUACGCUGGUAUGGUGAUAACACUUCAUAAAGUUGUUAAGGUAUGGCUGGUUCACCUUCAUACCUACAGUGUCACUAUUUCUUCAUAGAGUGAGGUUCACUGGGUUUUAUUCCAUAGUACCUCAAUGCAAAUCUGUUUUCUAGUUUGUAAGCUGUUUUAUACAUUCUUUAAUCAAUGUCUACAAUGCAGCAAUGCCAAGCUGUAGCAGUUUUGUGGAUAUCAUGCUCUACGAUCAUGUUUACCCUUUCAAUCCAAAAUGUUAAAAGUCAAUUCUUGCCACUGUCUGGUACACGUUUUGUGUUGUUUUAGCAUGGAGAAAUUAGUGUUUAAUCAGACACUCUUCCUAAGCUGUGAUUUUCUUCCUAGUCAUUAACUUUCUUAUUGAAACAGUGUUUGAUAUUAUAAUUGUAAUGAGUAAACUUCUCUUUGUUCACUCUUGUUCUCCUUUUCUGUGUUAGGAUUCCAGUGGGAAAGUGACAGAGUUGUUAGUGAAUUGUGAGUCAACAGAAACUGCACCAAAACCAAAGGCUUUCAUUCACUGGGUAUCUUCACCUCUGAAAUGUGAAGUCAGACUUUAUGAAAGACUGUAAGUAUUUUGAAUUUUUAUUAUCUGGAGAGACCAGUGCUUUCACACAAAGGACCACUUUUCAUAUGCGACUUUUCAAACCAUGCAGGCAAUUUUCAAAUUAAACAGUGAUGCGAAGGAUUCUAUUUAACUCUGUCUUUUUUUUUUCAAUGUAAUCAAUUGAAAUCAACAAAAAAUUAGUAGCAACAGAUUGCAAGACUUAAUUUCAGCACUCCAAGCUGCAACCAUUAUUAUCAUGGGGAGUAGAAAAAGAUUUUGGAAACAAAUUUGUUGCCAGUUUGGUGACUUGCUGCUGUGUUCAGUAGUUAUGUGGCAGGCUACAACAUUUGUUUUAAAUGAUGUGUAUGAUCUAAAUUUUAAGUGACACAAACUCUGCGUAAAAUAUUGUCUUAGUGUAAUAUGUGACAAAAUUUCUCUGUUUUUUUUGCUCUCCUGGCAAAUUAAGUUUUUCAUUCUUGUGGACUACUUCAUGUCUUCAGAUGGCCAAACGGUGUCUGAAAAGUCUGAUCUUGGAACUCAGAAUUUAUUCAAGUCAUACUUGACUGAAUGAAAUUGUUUGAUUGUAAAUUAACAAUUUUAUGAUAAUUGCAUUGAAACAGAUUUAAACACAAGAAUCCAGAAGACCCAGCAGAAGUACCAGGUGGUUUCAUAACAGAUUGCAACAAGGUAUGAUUUCUUACUUUUUAACCCUUUACAACCAAACAUCAGUGUGCAUAUUCUUCAUACUGUUCUCUGUACAUUUCCUUAGGCAUUGACAAGGUGAAUUUCUUCAAUAACUAAGAACUUCUUUAGUUGUGAUCAUUUCUUUUAUUCUCAUGACCUUAAUGUGAGAUGCAAGAUUGAUAUUGUAAGGAGAAAUUAGAUGCCAGUCACUCUUCAUAUGUGAUCAAUUGGCUGAUGGGAAAAACCCUAUGUGAGUGUCGAUAGACUUCUAUUUUCCUUUAAAAACACAUUGCAUCAAAAACACUUAUGGCUCCCUUUCACCCACCCCGUCCUGCUUGAUUUGGCAAGGCACUGAGACAUUCAUUGGACUUUUUCACAUCCCUCCCCCCCCACAAACACCUCCCCCUUCUUAGUAAUACACUAACAUGCUUUGUAUUUUUUCCUUAAAGGAUUCUCUUACCAUAAUCCCUGAUGCUCUUGUGGAACAAACUGUCAAACAGGCAACUGUCUAUGACAAAUUCCAGUUUGAAAGGAUUGGUUUCUUUAGUGUUGAUCCUGACAGCAGUAAAGACAAGGUGAGCACCCCCCUUUCAUUGUGCACAGUUGUUGAAGCCCUAUGCUAUUUUGUUAACAAUGGAGCAAAUGUAUCUUAUUAGCUCUUUAGUGUGUAGUAUCACUGAGUACUUUUACAAGUUGUGCCAUAUUUUGAUGAGCCUGUAAGGCUAGUCAAAAGACAAUCAAUGACUGGUUAGCGAGCAGGACAGUGAAACCCCAAACAAAGUCACUAUGGCAGAAUAUUGUGCACUCCUCUACUCAUCAGAGCCCAAGAAUUGAUUUACUUAUUAAACAGCUUACUUCAAAUGAUAAUUUUGCUAGAUGAUGCAAUUUUUUUUGUCUUAUGUUUCAGCUGGUGUUCAACAGAACAAUCUCUUUGAAAGAAGAUCCUGGCAAACUGUAGUUGGAAAACAGAAUAUACUUCUAUCAAUGAAUACUAUUCAAAUAAUAUAGUGCCAAGACUUUCUAGUGACCAGUACCCAGCCAUAGUGGUUCAAAUUCCCUCAGAGUGCCUCUUUACAACCACAUUCAUUUAUCAUUAUUCUCAACCCUUUAGUCCCUAAGAGUGACUAGCAUCUAAUUUCUCCUUACAAUAUCACCCCUGAAUCAAACAUGAAAGUUAUGAGAAUAGAAGAGAUGAUCACCAACUAAAGCAGCUCUUGAUUGUUAAACAAAUUCUCCUUGUCGGCCUCUUUGGAAAUCUAUAGAGAACAGUAUGGAGAAUAUGCAUACUGAUAUUAGGAUGUAAAUGGUUAAUUUAGUGCAUGUCUCAGGCAGAUUACUUGGUUUUGAACUUUUGGAACUAGGAUAAAAUCUAAAACAAAAUAAAUUGUUGGAGACUUAAUAAUCCAAAUUCUACUAUGUCAGAGAUUUGAAAUUCUGAAUGUGUACCUUGGGUAUGGCUGGAAUAUUUCCUUCAUUCCCAGAGGGACCUUCUUUUAACAUAGCUUGUUUAAGCAAUAGACUGCCCUUUUUAUUGGUUUACCAGAGUACUAACCUAUGCAAGAUGUUGGGAGAACAUAAAAAAAAGGUUGGAAAACAUGUCUUGAGUGUCCAGCUCAUGAUUUAUAAACUUUUACCAACUUCCCAAGUAAGUCAUCAUGCUGGUGAAAUGGUACAAAAUUGUGGUCUAUUAUUACCGGUGAUUGCUUUAUUCAUAAAAUAAACUUGAAGGGUCGCUUAGUUGCUUAAGGUCUAACCCAAACCAUGGUUUUACUCAACCAGUGGGCCUUAGGUUUUCUCUAUAAUAUUAAAUAAAUGCCCUUCCAUUGUUAGCUUUUGGCUCUUUUGACAAUGUUCACAAAAGUAAUUGUUCAGAUGAAAGUUUCAGCUUGAUUGAGGAUUGUUUAGGAUGCAGUUUUGUUGAACAACCAUUUGACUUUGUUUAAAUAAUGAGACGAAAUGUCUCAAUUCUCUAUUAUGGGCUUAUCGCUGCAAUAAUUGAUAGAUCUUUGACCAAUUAAGGCUCUUGUAGUAUGUCAGCUAUUGUUUAAAAAAUCUUGACAUAAAAAAGGCAUAACAUGUCUUUGAGUACUAGUAAAUGUUGCAGUAACGUAUAACUAUAUAGUUUACUUUAUAUCAUGGUCUCCUAGUGGACUUCUCAACUGAGUUACACAAUGUGACUUUCUCAAACCUUUGACACUAAGUAUCAGUUUUUCUGUUUUAUGUAGUCUCACAAAAUGCCUUUCUUCUGAGUUUCCUUUAGUUAGUAACAUUAAUGAUAUUAAUAUUUACUAUUCCUUUUAGUACCUAUUUUGAUGAGUUUUGUGCUUUCUGAAGCAAACAAUAAAGGUCACUCACAAUAUUUUAUACUUUGGAUACUUAGAAAAACAACAUUCAUGUUUUUAUAAAAGCAACCUAGUAACUAUUUUGUUAGAUUUCCCAGUAACAAUUAAAAUGGAAAUUCUGUUAAAAUCUCCUGA